ACGAAAUGAUUAAAGUUAUUUGCUUGUCCGCGCUGUUAUUACUCAUUGGGCUGUGUCAUGGAGAGACUAACUUUCAGGGCCGCAUAAUUGGGGGCGAGGAUAUUUCCAAUUACUAUGUUCCCUACAUAGCCCAAAUACGUCGUCGCAGUUCCACGACUAGUGCCUAUGCCCAAACCUGUGGCGCCAGUCUACUGGACAAUCGAACUGUGGUGACUGCAGCGCAUUGCGUCUACAAUCGUUUGGCGGAGAAUUUCCUAAUUGUUGCUGGAACAGAUCAACGUGCCGGAAUGGAUGGCUACGUCACACGAGCCGAGAAAAUUGUCAUUCACGACCUUUAUAAUGCCUCAAUUACGGAUAACGAUAUUGCUUUAAUAUUCCUUUCCCCAGCUUUGCCGAUACGUGAAGAUAACGUGAAAUUGAGUGCAAUUAGUGUGGCCAGUGACAGGCCAAGUGUGGGCACAUAUGCGACUGUAAGUGGUUGGGGCACAACCACUGAAUCGGGUCUAUCCUCGAAUUUGUUGCAGCAAGUUCAAGUGCCAGUGGUGGACAGCGCUAGUUGCCAGGAGGCCUACGAUUGGCGUCCCAUUAGCGAUGGAAUGCUCUGCGCUGGUCUACCAAAUGGCGGCAAAGAUGCCUGUCAGGGUGACUCGGGUGGUCCACUGGUGGUUAACAGUCAACUGGUAGGCAUUGUUUCCUGGGGCGAGGGCUGUGCACGUGCCAAUUUCCCUGGUGUCUAUACCAAUGUGGCUUACUUUAAAAAUUGGAUUGAUCAACAACGUGCGAGCAAUGCUUUGGUCUAAAUAAAUUGAAUGGAGAUUUCCCAUCAGAAAAUAUUUACAAUUAUAAAGGAAUGAAAUAAACUUUAUCUCCUUAUAUAUGACAUUCUGAAUUAA
Messenger RNA from Drosophila willistoni, 893 nucleotides. RefSeq names its product trypsin eta. NCBI's taxonomy places the organism in Eukaryota, Metazoa, Arthropoda, Insecta, Diptera, Drosophilidae. The coding region runs from base 6 to 800 and encodes 264 amino acids. Gene Ontology annotation, molecular function: serine-type endopeptidase activity. Gene Ontology annotation, biological process: proteolysis. The transcript has a single exon. The record is from RefSeq and is a predicted model, not a curated record.